UGAUCUCGCUACUAAACACACCACGGAAGAAGGUGACAGGAUUUCUUAUUAUUUCUCGUCCGAGUGAACGGUUGAGUUUUCUGAUUGAGAAGUCAUCUCUGCAUUAAUAAAUAUCUCUGGCUGGGUUUUUACGCAUAUAAAUUAAAAAAAAAUAAAUAAAUAUGUCACUCGUUAUGGAUGUAUUUGAGGUUCUGCGUUAAAGCCAUGAGGAUCUUUUAGACUUUUUGUAAUGGAGUCAGGAGAGGUGCGCCUGAGCCCCUUCAGGAACUCCCGCUCUCAGCUCAGUGAGGAUGUGAGGACAGAAACACAGUCAGAUUCAGGAGGAGGAGCAUCUGUCAACACUGUGAACCAUCAGAAACGUAUAAAACAGGAAGAAGAUGAAGAUGAAGACUACCUCCAUGGUGGAACAUCGAGUGCUGCAGGACAUGUCACACCUGUAAUAAAGGAAGAACCUGAAGAUGAAGACUAUCUCUAUGAAGGAACAUCAAGCCCUGUGGAGCACAGCGGCCAUGUGGACGGAGAUAAUGAAGAAUUUCAGAUCAUGCUUGUAAAAGAGGAAGAGUCUGAAGAUGAAGGCAGCAUCUGUACAGCGACAGUUUGUGAAAUGGACGAUGAUCAGUUGCAGGUCUUCUCUUGCUCCUGGUGUUCACUCUCCUACACGUCUCAAACAGACCUGGAAAAACACAUCAAGAGAAACCAUACUGAUGAAUAUGAGAAAGUGGUGAUUUCAGGAGAGAUCCAGUAUGAUGAUCUAUUAUUGACACGAAGCUCCAGUAUCCAGCAGAUAUCCUCCGAUUCCAUCACCGGUACCAGCUCUCUCGGACAAAUGCAGAAAGUCUAUCACUGUUCGGAGUGCGGGAACAGAUUUACGAACAAGAGUAACCUUAAAGCACACCAGCGCAUUCACACGGGGGAGAAGCCGUACCAGUGCUCACAGUGCGGGAAGAGCUUCACUCGACAGAGUUCUCUCCAGCAGCACCAGGUCGUUCACACAGGAGAGAAGCCACAUCACUGCUUGGAAUGUGGAAAGACUUUUACUCGGCAGAGUUCUCUCCAGCAACACCGCCGCAUUCACACGGGGGAGAAACCGCAUCGCUGCUCAGAGUGCGGGAAACGCUUUCCUCGACAGAGCGAUCUCCAAAAACACCAGCGCAUUCACACGGGAGAAAAGCCGUACCAGUGCUCGCAGUGUGGGAAGAGUUUUAGUCAAAAAGGAAAUCUUCAAACACACCAGCAAAUCCACACAGAAGAGAAACCGUAUCACUGCUCCCAGUGCGGGAAGAGUUUCACCUGGCAGAGUACUUUCCAAACACACCAGCGCAUUCACGCCAGAAAAGCCAUGUCACUCGUCACAGUGUAAGAGAUUCAGCAUCCUGGUGUGAUUAAUAUACACGACUAAUAUUACAGCUGAGUCGUCUUUAUUUGUCACUUACAUUUCACUGCACAGUGAACAUCUUUCUUCGCAUAUUCCGUCCUUGGGGGUUAGGGUCAGAGCACAGGGUCAGCCAUGAUGCAGCGCCCCUGGAGCAGGGUGGGUUGUGGGUCUUGCUCGAGGGCCCAAUGGUGGCAGCUUGGCAGCGCUUUAGGACUUGAACCCCAAUCAACAACCCAGAGCCUUAACCACUUGAGCUACCACCACAGGAUUUCCUGGUGCUGAGGCCAUUAAAAUAUUAAAGAAUGUUCUGGUACAUUUUUUAUAUAUUUGAUUAGUCUCUUUAGUCAUACAGUUCAAGCAAAACAUUCAAUUCUGUUUACUUUUUUUUCGUAUAGUGCUUUUAACAUCCUCACAAAGCUGCUUCACAGAAACUCUUCACUAGUAAUUUAUUUCCUGGAAUAAAUUGGGCUGCUAACUGUGAA
This is a messenger RNA of Hemibagrus wyckioides, 1857 nucleotides long. RefSeq names its product zinc finger protein 32-like. The transcript is spliced from 6 exons. Bases 230 to 1360 code for a protein of 376 amino acids. The record is from RefSeq and is a predicted model, not a curated record. Gene Ontology annotation, molecular function: DNA-binding transcription factor activity, RNA polymerase II-specific; RNA polymerase II cis-regulatory region sequence-specific DNA binding. Gene Ontology annotation, biological process: central nervous system development; regulation of transcription by RNA polymerase II. Lineage: Eukaryota; Metazoa; Chordata; Actinopteri; Siluriformes; Bagridae. Gene Ontology annotation, cellular component: nucleus.